CAAUAAGAUAACAGUGUGUUUGUAUUAUCUUCUACUUUAUCAAGCCUUGGUGGGCAUCAAGUUACAACUGGAUCGCAUUUCAUAGUUAAAAUUGAAUCACUUUGCUUGAGCAAUAACACACAUUGACCCUGCUCCAUAUUUCGCGCCGUGUGCUGUCAGUGUCCAGAACGUCGACGAGAUCUGCAGCGUUCACGUGCGCUGCUCUUCAGAAAGCGAGGAUCAACAUUAAACACAUUCAAACUAAAGCCCCGACACAAUGGCAUCAAAAAAGCAGAGUUUACGGAGAGAAGCGUCUCAUCAAAUCAUUGCAGGUGGAUCAGCAGGUCUUGUGGAGAUUUGCUUGAUGCACCCGCUGGAUGUUGUAAAGACCAGGUUUCAAAUCCAAAGAGGGAAAGGAGAUCCAAAUAGCUAUAAAGGCCUUGGACACUGCUUCAGAACUAUAUUCCAGAAUGAGGGGCUCUACGGCUUCUACAAGGGAAUCCUUCCCCCCAUUUUGGCCGAGACCCCAAAGAGAGCAGUGAAGUUCUUCACCUUCGAGCAGUACAAGAAGCUGUUGAGUUUUACUCCUUUAUCGCAAGCCGUGGCCCUCUCUGUGGCUGGCCUGGGGUCCGGGCUAACCGAGGCGCUGGUUGUAAAUCCAUUCGAAGUGGUGAAAGUGAGCCUACAGGCCAACAGGGAUUCAUUCAAAGUGCAACCCUCCACAUUUGCACAAGCUCGAACUAUCAUAAACGCAGAUGGCCUGGGUCUCCGUGGCCUUAACAAGGGGCUAACCUCCACUUUGGGACGACACGGUGUCUUCAACAUGAUCUAUUUUGGUUUCUACUUCAACGUUAAAGACGCUAUUCCUGCCAGUCAGGACCCUACGCUGGAGUUAAUGAGGAAGUUUGCUAUCGGUUUGGUGUCGGGAACGGUGUCGUCUUGUGUGAACAUUCCGUUUGAUGUCGCCAAAAGUCGUAUCCAAGGUCCUCAGACUGAUCCGGGGCAGAUCAAAUACCGCAGUUGCUUUCAGACCAUGGGCCUCGUGUACCGUGAGGAGGGAUAUCUUGCCUUAUACAAAGGACUGAUUCCCAAGAUAAUGAGACUUGGACCAGGAGGUGCCAUCAUGCUGCUGGUGUAUGAAUAUGUAUCUGCGUGGCUACAGAAGAACUGGUGAUGAUCUCAGAUGUUCUCAGCUGUUUUGCAGGGGACUGAGAGGUAUUUGAGAGCUACCUGUCCACAUGCCUGCAUACUUAACAGCAACACUCCACACCCAAACGGAUUACCUUCACCAACACAAAAUAGAGGAAACAGAUUCAGUGUGCUGUUUUUAGCCUAAACCUUUGGCUUUAUUUCUCGUGUCUGUUUUGAAGUAGUAUUUCAAUACAGUGAAGGUGAGGAACACAUCUACUGUAUUGAUAGGUAGACAACUCAGGACUUAACUGUAUUAAAUUGUUGAGAUAUCUGAUGUGCUCAAGGUCUUACCUCAAUAGCUUUAAAGGGAUAGUUCACAAAAAAAUGACAAUUCUGUCAUUACAUUUCCUCUUGUUAAUUCAAACCUGUAUGACUCUGCAGAACACAAAAGAAAAGAAUGUUGAAGGAUGUUGGUUAACAAUCGACAGCGAUACCCAUUGACAUGCAUUGGUUUUGUGUCUAUACAAUAGAAGUGAGCUUUCAUUUUUGGUUAAACUAUCCCUUUAACAACUUUGAAAGUGUUUCAAAUUAAGUGCACAAACAAGAUUUUUAUGAAGGUUAGCAUUUUAUCUGAAAUAUCAAUUGUUUAUUGAUUUCAGGAAUUUGUGUUAAUAAAUUGAAACAGAUCAUUGCAAACAGUAUAAUGCACCAAAGAGAGCUACAAAAGCUAAGUUGGGGUGAAGUACAAUACAAUAUUUUUAAAGCCAAAAAGACUUAAAAAAAUGUUGGGAUUUUAACAUAUUUUUUUCAAAUAAAAACAAAAUUACAAUAAAGCAGCAACUUAGAAGUUUCUCUUCUUUUACAUUUUAAAUACAUUUUGUCAAUAUCAUGUAACAGUUGUUUUUUUGGUG
Triplophysa dalaica is the source of this 2021-nucleotide messenger RNA. RefSeq names its product solute carrier family 25 member 21 (gene slc25a21). The transcript is spliced from 12 exons. The record is from RefSeq and is a predicted model, not a curated record. The coding region runs from base 257 to 1153 and encodes 298 amino acids. Lineage: Eukaryota; Metazoa; Chordata; Actinopteri; Cypriniformes; Nemacheilidae. Gene Ontology annotation, biological process: transmembrane transport.